Messenger RNA from Ornithorhynchus anatinus (platypus), 3790 nucleotides. RefSeq names its product carnitine O-palmitoyltransferase 2, mitochondrial-like. The record is from RefSeq and is a predicted model, not a curated record. Gene Ontology annotation, cellular component: mitochondrion. Gene Ontology annotation, molecular function: carnitine O-palmitoyltransferase activity. The transcript has 5 exons. NCBI's taxonomy places the organism in Eukaryota, Metazoa, Chordata, Mammalia, Monotremata, Ornithorhynchidae. Gene Ontology annotation, biological process: fatty acid beta-oxidation. The coding region runs from base 533 to 2560 and encodes 675 amino acids.
AAGGCCCUCAGAAAAUCGCUGGAUGAAUUCUACGAAGAGAUAUCCUUGGAGUGGUUAUGGAAGGAAACGGUUGUUCCGGGCCCAACUUCGCCCUCUACUGGGGACUCCGAGGAGAGAGUAGAGGCUACAGUUCAGGGUGGGGGAUAUGGGAUAUGGGUGAGGCAGUUCUGCGCCCUGGACCUCGGGCUGGGGCUCUGUUUUAGGGCCUGGCUCAGAGACGGAGCUCCACCUGAGGUGAGGCUAAAUCGAUCGGUCCUAGGAGAUCGCCCAGGGCUGGGGCUGGUCCUGACCCUGGGCUCUAGGCUGGGGUCCAGGACCAGGAAUCAAUAUCAAGAGGGCCCUGGGCCUGGGCUGUGCUGUGCCAUCAGAACCAGAAGGAGGCGCCUGGACCACCUUAGAGGCAGCCUCACCACUCAUUUCUUGGCAGUUAUUUCCGGCCGGUCGGGCAGAGCUGUUCACUUUCAGUUGGGCUGGAAGUUCCCAAGCACCAGCGGCCCUGAAGCUGACCAGAGCAGCCCCUUUUCCAGCAUUAAUGGCCAGGUACCUGCUCUUUUCCCUGGCACAAAGAUCAAUCAGGGUGGCUGAUGUGACGGGAAGCAGAGCUUUCCUCAGAAAGCCUCCAGUCGGCCUUGACUCGCCAAGGGGUUUUGGGGUCUCCCGCUGCAGGCCCAGCGAUUACCUGCACAAGAGCAUUGUCAACACCCUGCACUACCAGGAGAGCCUGCCCCGGCUGCCUAUUCCCAAGCUAGAAGACACAGUGAAGAGAUACCUCAAUGCCCAGAAGCCUCUUUUAGACAGUGGUGAAUACAGGAAAACAGAGAAACUGAGUCAGAAUUUCAAGGAAGGUAUUGGAAAAGAACUGCAUGAACAUCUGGUUGCUCAGGAUGAGCUGCGACAAGAUACCAGUUACUACUCAGAAAUGUGGCUGAACACAUACCUGACUCUCCGCAGCCCGCUUGCCUUCAGUACUAAUGUAGGGUUAGCUUUCCACCUGGACCCAAACCCGAGCCACAAUGACCAGCUCACCCGGGCAACCAACCUGACUGUUUCAGCCCUCCGGUUCCUCAAGACCUUCAGGGCUGGCUACCUGGAGCCAGAGGUCCUGCACCUCUACCCAGAGAAAACGGACACUGAGGAGUUUAAGAAGCUCAUUCAGUUUGUCCCUCCUUCUCUUGUCUGUAACGUGGCCUCUAUGGUCAAUGUCUACCCCUUGGAUAUGUCCCAGUUUUUCAGACUUUUUAACACAACCCGCCUGCCCAGGCCUGGGAGGGAUGAGCUGUUCACGGAUGAAAAGGGGAAGCACGUUCUGGUGCUACGAAAGGGAAAUUUCUAUGUCUUUGACGUCCUGGACCAGGAGAGGAACAUAGUGAAGGCGGUUGAAAUCCAGGCUCACCUGAAGUCCAUCCUGGCUGACGACCUCCCUGUCCCUGAGUUCCCUCUGGCCUACCUGACCAGCGAAAACCGAGACAUCUGGGCCCAGCUGAGGCAGGAGCUCUUGGAUAAUGGCAAUGAGGAGGCCCUGAGAAAGGUAGAUUCAGCCAUGUUCUGCCUGUGUCUGGAUGACUUCCCCAUCCAGAACUCUGACCACCUGUCUCACAACAUGCUACACGGCGAUGGCAUGAACCGCUGGUUUGAUAAGUCCUUCAAUCUCAUCCUGACCCAGGAUGGACAGGCGGCUGUUCACUUCGAACACUCUUGGGGUGAUGUCCUGACCUUCCUCCGAUUCCUGGAUGAAGUCUCUAAAGACAGCAGCCGGUCCCCCGCCGUCACCCCCCAGGACCAGUCAGAGGCCGUGGCAGCUGACUCCUGCACAGCUGCAACCCGCCUCGAAUUCAGGUUGAAUGGAGCCAUAAAGGCAGGCAUCUCCAAAGCCAAAGAGAACUUUGACCUUACCAGAAGGACUCUGACUUUACGGUUUGUAGAGUUUGCCAGUGGUGGGCGAAACUUUCUGAAGGACCACAAGGUGAGCCCAGACGCCAUGGUUCAGCUGUCUUACCAGAUGGCUUUCCGGGUUAUGCAUGGUCAGACCGUCCCAACCGAUGAGUUUUGCAGCACCGCAACCUUCAAGCAUGGCCGCACUGAGAUUAUCCGUCCUGCCUCUGUCCUCACCAACCGUGCAGCCAAGGCCUUGGUCCAGGAACCUUCCCCAAGAAGUGUGGAGGAGCUCCAGGGCCUGCUUGCUGACUCUUCCCACUACCAUGUCCGCCUGAUAAAAGAGGCAGCAAUGGGCCAGGGGUUUGACAGACAUCUGUAUGCGCUGCGUAAUCUAUCUGCAUCGAGACGGGAGGCACUCCCUGAGUUCUUCCAAGACCCAGCAUAUGUGCGACUCAACCACAUCAUCCUCUCCACCAGGGCCAUAGCCAGCCCGCUGCUGAAAACCGGGGUGGUGGCGCCAGCCACACCUGACGGCUUUGGUGUGGUCUACUCCAUUCACAAAGACUGUCUCACCUUCAGUAUCUCCUGCUAUUCUGUGAGGGAUGCCCAGGAGUUCUCCCAGGUGGUAAUAACUGGCCUCGAGAAAAUUGUAGCUGUGCUCAGAGGCAAGCCAGACAAAAUUUAGUCUUUUCGCUUUCCAUUUUCUCCAUUUCUGUUUGCCUUUCCUUUCAUGUCUGUCACCAACCCUCGUUGUUAGACUGUGAGCCCCUUGGGGGCCAGGACCCGGUGUCCCCUCCUCUGUGUAUUUCUUUUCCAGCUCUGAAUACCCUGUUUUGUUGACAGUAUAUUGAAUUCCAUUCAUCCUUCUACCAUCAGAACCUCGGGGAAGAGGAGAGGCUGGGAGCUGUUUGGAUUGGCCCCUAUCCUCUUCCCUAGGCUUAAACCCUUCCCAUCCUCCAAGUACACCUGCAGGGGACAGAUAUGAGCCGGGUCACCCUAGGCAAGCAGGCUUUCUGCAGGGUUUUGGUGAAGGCAAAACUGCUCUUGGAGGAUUUUCCCUGCAUAUUUUCCCUGAGCGUUUGAACGUUCCUAGGGAAAACAACUUGAACUUAACCUAAAGCACCAUGGAAGCCUGUUCCCCUUCCUGAACUGACACUCCAUCUUCACCCUGGCCCCACACCACCCCCAGGGUCCUCAUCUCCCAGGGCACCAGCUCCAACAGCAACCAGUCUGGUGAGUUGGGAAGGAAGCAGGAAAAUAAAGAUGCCCUUAGGCGGGGAGCAUACUGACAGAAGGAUACUUGACCCCACUCCCCACUGUGUGCCACUUUUGUUUGAGUUUCCCAAGGGUACCCUUUCAUGGGAGCCAGUAUGCAUAGGCUAGCUCCCAGAUUACUGGGUGUUUUCCUGAGGGAAACAGACAUUGCACCAGGCGGAAGACCUAAGGGUUAGAGCACUUCAGGCCUGCCUUCCAAUUCUCCCCUCGGCCUCUAGACUGGACCUUCUCACUCACGCUGACUGACUAGGAUAGGCUGAAUCCUUGCGUGGAAGUUGUGCUUCUAACCACCACCCCACCACCAAUAUUACAGGCAUAGAGAGAAUGACUGGCCUUGACAUUUUGUCAGCCAUCAGAACAGAUCAGUGGCUGAUGGGUAUCACAAGGCUCAUACCCAGGUUUUCUGGUUUAUACAUACAGACGCUAAUAGUACCUUCUUUUUUCUGUGUGUUGAUAGUCUGGGAUUUGUUGUUAAAAUUUAUGGUUCUUUUCAACUAUCACCUGUUGACUCUUUUACAUGUUACCUUUUGAUGGACUUGGCAAACCUCAUGCUUGAUCUGUGGUGUCUUCUGUUCAAUCUCUGUUGCUUGUUAGAAAUAAAUGAUUUGAGUCUCAAUAAAAGUGCCUACUUUGAAUCAAA